UAGUAAUAUAAUACUCAAUCCCCGCCGUCAAGUCACCCUCUGCUCCGUGUCGCACCGCAUCUCCGCCGAGAAAGCGGGAGCCACGCCACCACCUUCUGCCACAAGUUAACGGAGAAAAUGAUUCUCGCACACCACAAGCUCUCCGCUUUCCACUGCAUUUUUCAAUUAUCAUCGACUUAAACUAUCUUCAAAAGCCAAACUUUCCCCUAAGAGUCAUAAUCAGACCAAACGAUGGCGUCUUUGCUCUUCCGGCGACGACUCCGAGCUUCCAUUUCUCCUUCUACCCUGCUACGAGAUAAAGUUGAACUCUACGGGCUUCCUUUCAAAUCAAACAUCGUGGUGUCGUUUGGUAUUUGUAAUUGCUUUAGGCAGCUCAGUAGUUCUGGUGAUGCAAAGAAAUUUGACUUCACAGACCUCACCCGUCCUCAUACUUGGUACCCAAAUGCUCGAAGGAAAAAGCGGAAGAUCUUUUUACAUGUUGGUCCAACAAAUAGUGGUAAAACACAUCAGGCUUUGAAACAAUUGGAGACGAGUUCUUCUGGUAUUUAUUGUGGGCCAUUGAGACUUUUGGCAUGGGAGGUGGCGAAAAGAUUGAACAAGGCAAAUGUUCCUUGCAAUCUGAUUACUGGACAAGAAAGGGAGGAGGUAGAUGGUGCGAAACAUAAAGCUGUUACAGUGGAGAUGGCUGAUGUUACAUACAACUAUGAUUGUGCUGUUAUUGAUGAAAUUCAGAUGUUAGGGUGCAAGACAAGGGGAUUCUCAUUUACUCGUGCUUUACUAGGAAUUUCUGCAAAUGAGCUACACCUUUGUGGAGAUCCUGCUGCUGUUCCUUUAAUUGAAGAAAUACUUAAAGUUACUGAUGAUGAUGUCAAGGUUCAACACUAUGACAGGCUUUCACCUCUCAUUCCUCUGAAGGUCCCUCUUGGAUCUUUCUCCAAUAUUCGCACAGGUGACUGCAUUGUGACGUUUUCAAGGCAGGAGAUAUACAGAUUAAAGAAACAAAUCGAAGCUGGGAAAAAGCAUCUUUGUUCUGUAGUUUAUGGUUCAUUGCCGCCUGAGACUCGAACAAGACAGGCAACCAGGUUCAACGAUGCUGAAAGUGACUUUGAUGUUCUUGUAGCUAGUGAUGCUAUUGGGAUGGGUCUUAAUCUUAACAUCUCUAGAAUCAUAUUUUCAAAGUUGGAAAAAUUUGAUGGUAUGGAGACACGGGAACUUACUGUUCCAGAGAUCAAACAAAUUGCAGGAAGAGCUGGUAGGUAUGGAUCCAAAUUUCCAGUUGGUGAAGUAACUUGUCUAGAUGCAGAAGAUCUGCCCCUCCUUCAUUCAUCCCUAAAUUCUCCGUCUCCAAUUUUGGAGAGAGCAGGAUUAUUUCCAAGCUUUGACCUUUUGUUGAUGUAUUCUCGUCUUCAUCCUAAGCACAGUCUAUACCAGAUUUUGGAACAUUUUGCAGAGAAUGCCAAGUUAUCUGCAAACUACUUCAUCGCAAAUUGUGAAGAAAUGUUGAAAGUUGCUGCUGUUAUUGAUGAGCUACCCCUUGAACUGGAUGAUAAGUAUCUCUUUUGUAUGAGCCCAGUUGACGUGGAUGAUUACAUCUCAUCUCAGGGCCUUACACAGUUUGCUCACAAUUAUUCUCAACAUGGCAUUGUCCGGCUUAAGGAGAUAUUUACCCCAGGAACAUUGAAGGUGCCAAAAACCCACACUGCUCUUAAGGAGUUGGAAUCUAUUCACAAGGUUUUAGACCUCUAUGUUUGGUUGAGUUUUCGGCUCGAAGAUAGCUUCCCAGAUCGUGAACUGGCGUCUUCACAGAAGAGCAUUUGCAGCUUGUUGAUCGAGGAAUUUUUGGAAAGACUUGGGUGGCAGAAGCCAAAGUCCAGAAAGUUAUCUCGAUAUAGUGCCUUCAAUUCUUUAUUAUCUGCGGAAAUGAGACAGCAUCUUUGAGUUUCCUUGCCCCUGGAGUUAAUGAUCCGGCUCAGGCUUUCUUAGAAUUCCUGGAAAGGCUGAUCUCGGGUCAUUAGAAUUGACACUUCUCCCUCUCCAGUCUCCUCCCGGCGUGCAAUAUUCUGUAUCUUCAUGUUGCUCUUAUUCAUACUGUUGGUUUUCCGUUUCUAACCUUUUUGACUACAUUGGAUUGGAUUAGAGUUCUACCCGUGGUUCUUCAAAAAGGGCAAAGCGAGGAAUUUGGACGCAGUCACAGUUGUAUAAUAAUUAGUUAUAAUGUGCUGUUAAUACUUUUAUCCUAUUCAUUGUACAUGUGUAUCAUCAGUAUUCUUGCACGCAAAAUAGCUAUAGAAUAGUUUGGAAAGGUAGUCCUGCAAAAGCAUUUGAAGCAAAGUUUGAAUGAUGUAUCACCAACUGCUCGUCAGAUGUAACAUGGGAUCAUCCUGGAAUAUAACUCAUUGCAGC
Molecule: messenger RNA, 2403 nt
Organism: Coffea eugenioides
Lineage: Eukaryota; Viridiplantae; Streptophyta; Magnoliopsida; Gentianales; Rubiaceae
Product: DExH-box ATP-dependent RNA helicase DExH16, mitochondrial
Exons: 16
Coding region: 232-1938 (568 amino acids)
Biological process (GO): RNA catabolic process; mitochondrial RNA 3'-end processing
Cellular component (GO): mitochondrial degradosome
Molecular function (GO): RNA helicase activity; hydrolase activity, acting on acid anhydrides; ATP binding
Source: RefSeq, a predicted model, not a curated record